Bemisia tabaci is the source of this 2399-nucleotide messenger RNA. NCBI's taxonomy places the organism in Eukaryota, Metazoa, Arthropoda, Insecta, Hemiptera, Aleyrodidae. The record is from RefSeq and is a predicted model, not a curated record.
CUGAGAUGUGACAUAAUAACUUUUCGUAGAACAAUAGCUAGAAAACAAUAGGUAAGAAAACUUGUGAUUCUGUUCAUAAGGAUGCCAAGGUUUUUUCCUAUGUGUCAGUCUGGGGCUCCAAGUUCAUAUAAGCACAUGUUGGUUACACAGAUUUUCGUGCCACGGUUCGAAAAGAUGCUGUCACCGUAGAAAUUUAAAAUGGACCCCCAGAAGGAUUUCCCGAAUGUCAGACGCACGCACUCAUGACCGACGAGAUGGAGUCCUCAGAAAAUCCAGCCGAAAGCCAGACUGAAGACUUGCUACCCAAGUCAAAAGAAAUAAAGUACAAAAAUGCCGGCAGAUCGACAUUCUCACAGAUCGUGGCUAUGCUUGUCUUGGCCUGUUUGCUCGUUGACUUUGGGCUGGAGCUGAUUAUACCCACCAUCGUGAUAGGUGCUCUUCAUAAAAACCCCGACGAAGCUCUGAACUUGACCGACGAGCAAGCAUCGUGGUUUGGAAGCAUCUUGUACUUCGCGCACCCGAUCGGGGCCCUGAUCUCAGGGUUCCUGCAGGAGCUCCUAGGGCGGAAGCGUAGCCUCCUGCUGGUGAACAUCCCGAUGCUGGUGGCCUGGAGCACGCUGUACCUGGCAAGCUCCGUCUACCAGCUCUAUUUCGUCUCAGCCGCGCUGGGCCUUUGCAUCGGCUUUUGCGAGGCCCCCCUCCACUCGUACAUCGGAGAGAUGAGCGAACCCCACGUGCGAGGAACCCUCUCAGCCAUGGGCACGGCCUCUUGCCUCAUGGGUAUGCUCAUCAUGUACCUCAUCGGCUACCUCGUCCACUGGAGGACGGCCGCCUUGAUCAGCAGCUUCGUUCCGGUCAUCACGUUCCUAGCCAUUGCCCAGAUUCCAGAAUCGCCCACUUGGUUGGUCAUGAAUGGCCGCGAAAAAGAAGCCCAAAAAGCUUUAGGUUGGCUGAGAGGCUGGCUCAAGCCGGAGGAGGUUCAGGAGGAAUUUCAGCGUUUGCUAGAGUACACUGACACUAAGCCAAAGUCGAAACGAUUUCGCGGCUCUCAAAGAGAAAAAUAUGAGAUGGUCCCUACCUCUGAAAACGGAGUGCCGCAACCGCUUCGAGAACAUGAUGAAAGUUAUUGGAGGAAAAAAUUCCGGGAAAUUACCAACAAAAAACUGUAUUUACCUCUGCGUAUGGUAUUUAUCGUGUUCUUUUUUGGCACAGCAACUCAGCUCGCAGCUAUGAGACCGUUUAUGGUCGGUGUUCUCAAACAAUUUGGACUUACUGUUGACAACUACUUAGUUUUGGUUUUGAUCUCCUUUUUCUACUUCGUGGGCGCGAUGAUGAACGUGAUCUUCGUGCGACGAUUGGGCAAGCGACGACUCACUUUGUACUGCCAAGCAUUGGCCACGCUCUCCGUCCUGCUUUUAGGCGUGUACCUCGCCUAUCUCACGGGGCCAACCAAGGCCCGAGCCAUCGACUGGAUCCCGAUUUUGCUCUUCGUUUCUUUGUUCUUUGCCAGUGGCUCCAGCAUUGCUCUCAUCGCUUGGCAACUUUGCGCGGAAGUUUUUCCCGUCGAAGGCCGGGGGACUGCACAAGGCCUGGUUGCAGCCUGGGCGUACUUAGUGAAUUUUGUGAUGUCGAAGUCCUAUUUGUACUUGGAAAGGCUGGUCCAGCUCAAAGGAGUCUUUUACUUUUAUGGUGCACUCUCAGCGUUGGGAUUUUUCUACUAUUGGCGCUAUCUACCGGAGACCGAGGGCAAGUCACUUGAUCAGAUCGAAACUUACUUCACGGAGAACUGUGAUGAGAAGGACAAAUUCACAAAACGGAAAAAUAAUCGUGGUUAGAGGAGCGGUGAAAAACAUGUUAAGCAAAAAAAAAAUGUAAAUAUUCGCAUGAAAACUGCCAAAAAUUGAUAUUUUUCUUUGAAAAAAAAAAAAAAAAAUGUACGAGCGCUGUGUCUUACUCGACUUUUAUCUCGAUCAAUCCUUGUUUGAUUUCGAUUUUAUUUCCUGUUUUCAUUUCAAAUAUCGGUGCAACUUUAUUUCGACUCAGUUAUGGCCGGCCUCAAAGCGUAGGUUAAUGAACUUUUGCUUCAGACAGAAUGUAAUUUACGACGAGUAAUCUCGUUAGAGUAAGAGUAAUACUCUAAAAUGACCAUUCAAAACACUCAUUCAACAAACCGAAAAGAAUGCGCUGUGCUAGAAAAGGCUCAAUUGUAAUUUUAAACAAAUCAUUACCAUGCUCAAAACCUUAUGCAUACUUAAUGCAUUUGUAAAACACAAUAUUAUAUAUUAGUUUGUAUCUAAUUGAAAUACUUUAUACCCUCAGUUGUAUUAUGCCGAGAGGUCUUGUAUGUUUUCCACAAAAUUUAGUUAAUCUUGAAAUACAUUGAUUGUAUAUUGAUCAUU